Messenger RNA from Pseudoliparis swirei, 4119 nucleotides. RefSeq names its product SPT20 homolog, SAGA complex component (gene supt20h). The coding region runs from base 544 to 3210 and encodes 888 amino acids. Gene Ontology annotation, molecular function: transcription coregulator activity. Gene Ontology annotation, biological process: regulation of transcription by RNA polymerase II. Gene Ontology annotation, cellular component: SAGA complex. Lineage: Eukaryota; Metazoa; Chordata; Actinopteri; Perciformes; Liparidae. The record is from RefSeq and is a predicted model, not a curated record. The transcript has 22 exons.
UCUCACCCAACUCCUACAUGUAUGUUUAUAUAUAUAAAUAUAAAUAAAUGCAGUGGACAUCCACAGUGAUACACUACCGUUCAAAAGUUUGGAGUCACCCAGACAAUUUCGUGUCUUCCAUGAAAAAUCACACUUUUAUUUAUCAAAUGAAUAUAAAAUGGAGUCAAGACAUUGACAAGGUAAGAAAUAAUGAUUAAUAUUUGAAGUAUUAAUUUUGUUCUACAAACUUCAAGCUCAAAGGAAGGCCAGUUGUAUAGCUUAUAUCACCAGCAUAACUGUUUUCAGCUGUGCUAGCAUAAUUGUACAAGGGUUUUCUAAUCAGACAUUAGUCUUCUAAGGCGAUUAGCAAACACAAUGUACUAUUAGAACACUGGAGUGAUAGUUGAUGGAAAUGGGCCUCUAUACACCUAUGGAGAUAUUUCAUUAGAAACCAGACGUUUCCACCUAGAAUAGUCAUUUACCACAUUAACAAUGUAUAGAGUGUAUUUUUGAUUAAUUUAAUGUUAUCUUUAUUGAAAAAACAGUGCUUUUCUUUGAAAAAUAAUGACAUUUCUAAGUGACCCCAAACUUUUGAACGGUAGUGUAUUUAUCAGGGUACCAGUUGAAGCCACCGACCAGACACGAUUCACAAGGGCUGGCCCGGUUUGUUCUACCAAUGUGGGAGUUGCCAUUGUCACUUAUCUAUUCCGUGUCACUCUUAUUUUCCCAAAGCAACAAGUUUUGGAAUAUGCAUUGGAUCGAGCCGAGUACAUUGUGGAAAGUGCUCGACAACGACCAGUCAAAAGAAGAAUCUCAUCCGGUGGGAGGAAGAGUUUGUAUCAGAAGCUCUAUGAGCUGUACAUAGAGGAAUGUGAGAAAGAGCCAGAGUUAAAGAAUUUUAGGAGAAAUGUGAAUUUACUGGAAAAGCUGGUAUCUCAGGAGUCCGUCUCAUGCCUGGUGGUCAACUUGUACCCUGGGAAUGAAGGCUACUCUCUAAUGCUCAGGGGCAAAAAUGGAUCUGAUUCUGAGACCAUCCGUCUGCCAUAUGAAGAAGGAGAACUCUUGGAGUACCUAGAUGCGGAGGAGUUGCCUCCUAUUCUGGUGGAUCUGUUGGAAAAAUCGCAGGUGAACAUCUUCCAUUGUGGCUGUGUAAUCGUAGAGGUGAGAGACUACAGGCAGUCUGGUAGUACCAAGAUGCCCACCUAUCAGAGCAGACACGUCCUGCUGCGGCCAACCAUGCAGACUCUGAUCUGUGAUGUCCAUGCGAUGACCAGUGACCACCACAAGUGGACACAGGAUGACAAAUUACAACUGGAGAGUCAGUUGAUUUUGGCCACGGCUGAACCCCUGUGCCUGGACCCCUCCAUUUCUGUCACCUGCACAGCCAAUCGCCUGCUCUACAACAAACAGAAGAUGAACACUCGCUCCAUGAAACGGUGUUUCAAGAGGCACUCUCGGGCUUCACUAAACAGGCAGCAGGAGCUUUCCCAGCUGCCACCGCAGCUCCGACUCUACGACUACCUGCUGAGGCGGAAGGAGAGGAAACCCGCUCCCGCUGCAGACCUUAAGAUCUCAAAGAUCGGAAACUGUGUCGACAUGUGGAAGCAGAGCAACUGCCAACUUACUGUACCGAAGGAGAUCGAUGUGGAGAAGUAUGCUGUGGUUGAGCGAUCGCUGCAGUUGGACGACUCUCAGCCCACCACUGUGAUCUGGCCUGCCGAGGAAAUUGUAGAUGACUACACAUUUGAGUGUGAAGUCGGGGGCCAACCCAGGAUGACCAAGGUGUCUAUCUUCCAGUCGAUGGGAGACCCGCUGGUGUAUGGGAAGAUAUACUGUGCUAAAGAACCAAAAGCCGAAGAUGACAACUCUGAUCUAAAGCUCAUACAUUCCCCCUUCCUCAUAGGCUCCAAGAUCGAUGCAGAUCGGUUUCUUACUCAGUACAAAGGAGUGUAUGAGAGCGAUGUGAAGUGUGAGGUCAAGAUGUCCCAUAACUCAGGCAACGUGGGACAGGGGCCUCUCUCUCUGAGCAAAGAUGAGGGUGAUGGUAUUUCUCCUCUAGUCCAGUCGCCUGCUUUGGGAAAAGGGGCAAAGCAUCGACCGCCUCCCAUAAAACUGCCUUCUGGAUCAGGCAACAGCUCCUCAGGUAAUAUAUAUAGUUCACAAACCACCAGUGGUCUACUCAAGUGUCCUACGCCCCCUCCAGCCAAAAGCCAGUCUCUGAACAGGAAGCACUCCAUGGAGCUGAGCCAGGUGGGCCUGCUGUCACCUGCCUCCCUCUCCCCCAUGGGCUCCACACAGAGAUUGGGGACUCCCAAGCCAUCCACCCCCACACCCACCAACACGCCGUGCUCGACCCCGCACCCCGCCGACUCCCUCUGUGCUCCUCUCUCGUUGACCCCCACCCCGUCGGACCCUCCCAUGCUUCAGAGCCAGUCGCAGUCCGCCCUCCUCGCGCCCUACGCCCAGCAGCAACUGGCUCUAAGCCAACCGCUGCCCGUCAUGACCAUUCCCCUGCCCGCCAUGGGCACGUCCAUCGCCACGGGAACCACCUCGCCGCAGGUCAUGGCCAACGCGGCGGGGCUCAAUUUCAUCAACGUGGUCAGCUCCGUGUGCAGUCCUCAGAGCUUGAUGGGCGGCUCUAACCCCAUGCUGGGGCCAGGCCUUAACUUAAGUGGAAUCCUUCCAACCGGAGGACUGAUGCCCACCAUGCAGUCCGCAGCACAGGCCGGGAGUCCGUUUGGCCUGAACAGCAGCGCUGGGUUGAGACCACUGAACCUACUGCAGAUCCCCACUGGCCCUCUCAUCUUUAACUCUCUGCAGCAGCAGCAGUUGUCUCAGUUCUCCCCACAGCAGAGUCUGUCGGCCACUUCCAGUCCUCAACAGCAGGGGGAGACGGGCGACCAGGGGUCGGAUCAAAGUUUAGGAAACCAGCAAACGGCGGUCAUCAACCUGGGAGUCGGAGGUUUUAUGUCAUCACAGGCGGCCGUACUGUCCCAGUUGAGCUGCGGGCUGGACGGGUCUGGGCCCCUGCUGCCUUCUCCAAGGCUUCAGCAGCAGCACCAGCCACAGAUCCAAUUGCAAUUCUUGCAGCACCAAAUGCAGCAGCAGCAGCAAAUGGCUAUGGGAGCAGCAGCAGCAGCUCCUCAGGGGGGAGCACCACGGCAACAUACCGCCAGCCAACCAAGAAGUAAGAGGAAGAGGAGCAUGCCACAGCCCCUCCCCAAGUCAUGACAGACUAAACAUCACACACACACACACACACACAAAAACAACCUUCCCCCAGCAACACAAGGACAUGAAUGAUCCAUACUGUGCUCUUUGUCUGCCUCACUGUGGAGACUGCAGACCAAAACAAAAAAAACGAAAGAUUUUUUGUUGUCCUUUUUCUAGCUGACAAAUGUGUAUGUAAUGGUUGCCAGAGGUUUUUGGAGAACCACAACUGUGUCCACCAUAGGGGAUUAGGGUUUGAAGACCCGGGAGCCCCACACUUAAAAGAACCGUAGUGAUAUUUUUUUGUUUUUUUAGAUGAAACGGAGUAAGAUGGUUCUCGUAGGUGGCGGGCUUUCACAAAAUAUCACAGCGACCCUUCAGGAAGUAUUUUUCUCUGCGGGCGGCUGAAGGGGUUUUGAAUCCAUAUUCUUGGAGGAUCCCUCAGGAGCGUGUCCGACUCUCCUGCCUCUGCUCGGUUGACACCGGUGGAAACUGCCCUUUAAGCACGGAUCCCAGUGAGCUCUCGACACCAAAUCCUCCCGUUUAAACCAUUACAUGUGAAAAUGCAAAAUCGAAUCUUGGCGUAGUGCCUGGGGGCAGCUCUCUACCUCCGUCUGUUGGAAGUCUUUUCUUCCGUUCGCCAUCCAGGCACAGGGCUCGACCGGGGGAACUCAAGAUGAACAUGCAAGACGGUGUAUCUGCUUUUGUACAACGCAUUUUUUGGAAAAAGGCAUUUUCCUUUAAAUUAGUUCGGGAGCCACGAGCGUAUUCUUACGAGACGUCGAUUGAGUGUGUAUGCGAGACGUUUCUGGACACUGAGAAAUACUUUUUUAAGCAGUCUUUGUCAGCAGUUUUAUUGUUAUAAAAAAAAAAAAGAAUAUAUAUUGACAGUUGAAAAUACAGCUUUUUAGAUAAAAAAAAAAAAGUGUC